This is a messenger RNA of Mytilinidion resinicola, 2061 nucleotides long. RefSeq lists its product as uncharacterized. The transcript has 7 exons. The coding region runs from base 1 to 1980 and encodes 659 amino acids. The record is from RefSeq and is a predicted model, not a curated record. Lineage: Eukaryota; Fungi; Ascomycota; Dothideomycetes; Mytilinidiales; Mytilinidiaceae.
AUGCACGAAAAGCAUUGGUAUCUUGUUUUGAGCCGAUCUCAUGAUUGCUUUGGUGGCGAAGGUGCCAGCGAAGACGAGAAGAUGUAUGAAGAUAAGGCUAAGCAGAGCAGCGAUGAAGGUGGACCAAAGCAGGAGGGAAAGAAUAUGAGACAGAUUCCGGUUGAUAACGGUAAUGAUAAUGCGGCUGCAGCAAGUUUCGAGCCCCAUAGUAUCCAGCCAGUCGACGCAGUGCUUUCAUCUUAUUCUGGAUAUACCUUGACCUUCAAGUCCUCCUACGACGGAGUUUAUGACGUACUCCAACCAGCACCGACUGCGCCUGUAGAGAUGCUCUCCAUUUUCAAGGAGAAUCCCCCAAGUUGCGUCGAAAACAUCACCGAAUUAUGUCCCGAGCUGUACUCUUCGGCCUACCUUUGCUCGAAUCCGUUCAACGUCACCAUUUCUCGCCCUGACUGUUAUUGCGUUAUGCUUCUCGGAAAUGCCUGCCCGGGCCUCUGCCUGGAAGGACGACAGCCUGACGAUUAUCUCGGCUGGACAGUGCCGAUGUGUGACGAUGGCAGUGCAUUUGCGAACUCUGCCGCGUUCGGGAAUGUUUCUGUAUUUGCGAACAUCUCAAAGAGCUCUUCAAUAAACGGGACGUUUAUUGCACGUGUGAAGGAAUACAAUGCUACAUGGAAAGAACUUUGGCCGAACUACAAGAACACGAGUGAGACGGCAUAUCUGAAUGACAAGAACGAGAGUGAGACGGCAUAUCUGAACCAUAAGAACGCGAGUGAGACGGCAUAUCUGAGUAUAAUCCCGUGGAAGUGGAGUCUUGAGCCACAGAAUAUAGCUCAGACAGGUUGGACCACGAAUAUCACCGUUUGGACCCCGAAUACCACCGUUUGGACUACGAAUAGCACCUGCCCUUCUGUAAAAAGAAAACUUUUGAUAUUUGCUAUUCCGAACGCUAUCACGUUUGGUAGCUCAAUCAUCCUGGCCAACCGAAAAUUCGCCCAGUUCGUUACUUGCACGCUAGGCGGGAGAAAAGGAAGUCAAAGCUGGGCAAGCAUGGCGAUACUCGGCGUCCUUCUCGAUCUCAUUGCCACCUACAUCAAUGCGAGAUACGUGAAAAAACAGCCUGGCUAUGAGGACGUCAUAAUCGGGAAAUUGUUCAUGCUCUGGACUGCCAGGCCCAGACUUGGGUGGCCUGUCGUCGUCUGGGCUCUCUUUUUCGACACGACUGACUACAUUUCAGCCGCCAUAGCAUUACCUCUCACAGAAGUGAUCCUCCAAAUCAUUGGAGUUGUGUACAUCGGUUGGGCGGCGGAUGUCGGACGUCGACAUGGCUACUCCAGCUUGCAGAAAAGCCCUCACAAAUCCGACGCCCGGAUGAUGUGCGCGGGUGCUAUUGUAGCACUUUUGGGGCUUGGGUUCGCGCUCAGCUGGGCUUUCAUCAUUUACACCCCCGUUGGCCGCAAACUCAUCGAAAACUUCCAGCGGACCGCUCGUUUCUUCACACAGUGCUUCGACUCUAUUGGCCGUUUCAUCCUAGCGCCGGUCAGGACUACUCAUGACUUCGUCAUCCCACUCUUCUUCGUAAUCUGGGGUCUGGGCCUUCGGCUUUACUACUAUCCCGCCUGGGUACUCAGCAAGCUCGUUCCUGGGUGGAGUCGUGAGAAACCAGCGCUCAGGCCAAUCUCAAAUGCGUGGAGAAUGAAAAGGUCCGCGCGGACGACAGGCACUGAGCUCAUGACAAAAACGGAACGCGAGGCUUUGACGCAGGAGGAGGCCAUAGUACAGAUGGGCUUUUCCGAAAAUAUCCCAAGGAGGCUGGCCUACCACGCAAUGCUUCUUAUCGUACCUUACCUUGGCCAGUGGCUACUCUGGGUAGGGUUUGUCACGCUGUCGCAGGACCACUACUGUCCACCCAAGUUGAGCUAUUUGACUGCUGUUUGGAGCGUUUUCUCUUGCAUAUCUGUUUUCUUGAGCGCGGCAGUAUAGUUUCAAAGUCAAUGUGGAAGUAGUCAAGUAUGAGCUUGCGAUAUACUACAUCCAUUCCGAAUACCCCUGCACUUUUUUCCC